Messenger RNA from Camellia sinensis, 835 nucleotides. Lineage: Eukaryota; Viridiplantae; Streptophyta; Magnoliopsida; Ericales; Theaceae. The record is from RefSeq and is a predicted model, not a curated record.
GCUUCAAAAAAUGGACAAGAGUUGGAUGAUGAUAACUGAUAGGACAACAUUCUAUGGAUGCUGAUAUGACAGCAUUCUAAAAGUCACUUGUUCCUAUUGGAGAGCUUGAUAUACAUUGUUGAGCUCAUUUCCAGACAACUUAAGCUUUUGAGCUUGAUGUAUAUUAUUGAGCUCAUUUCCUAACAUCUCAAGUUUUUGGGACUAGUGGUGAUCUAAUAAGUUCCCCCCUAUACGAUCAAUACAUAUGAGAGUGACCCCAUUUUAGAGUUGCUGAUUUUGAUUCAAGAUGGUUGUUGAUCCAAAUAUCAUACCUGCUGGAGCAUUUGAAAUACAAUUUUCAGAAGGAAAACAAAUCGAGGGUUCAAACAUGUAUACUGGUUACAUUGGAAGUAUACAAAGUAAUAUAAAAGUGGUGUACCACCUUGAGUCACAAUCAAAAGAUUUACAAUGGUGGUACGAGUUUGCAAUGAGUCACUGCAGCCCGUAUUUACUGAGAGUAAUUGGAAAGUGUCAAAGUAGUUUUGUUGGCAAAGAGUUGCUUUUCACAGAGCUGGUAGAAGGAACUCUACACGAUUGGGUGAAGAAAAACCCUCUCAUUGAUUCUGAGUAUCCUGAAAGGCUGAGUAAGCCUUUUAUUGGCAUAUUGGGGGAUAUACUCAAUGGCAUCAUAUACUUCAGAUGUACAUUGAGACAACCACAUGGAGAAAUUUGUGCAAGCAAUGUCUACUUGGUUAAUGGAAAUGCCAAGUUGGGCAAAGCUCUAAAUCCUAAGUGGUACGAGAAGACAUUUGGGGAUGACAUUAACAAGUUCUGUGGUAUGGUCAGUAUUGUAUAG